Molecule: messenger RNA, 3969 nt
Organism: Mus caroli (Ryukyu mouse)
Lineage: Eukaryota; Metazoa; Chordata; Mammalia; Rodentia; Muridae
Gene: Ap5b1
Product: adaptor related protein complex 5 subunit beta 1
Biological process (GO): endosomal transport
Cellular component (GO): lysosomal membrane; AP-type membrane coat adaptor complex
Source: RefSeq, a predicted model, not a curated record
GGAAGAGAUAUUCCAGCAACUCAAUUCUAAGUUGACGUGCAGGCUGUCAAGGCGUCCUCCCUAAAUAAACUAGGUACACUGGCUUCCUGGAGUACCUUACGGCUCUAGAACCAUCUUUUGCUUGGUGUCCUCCGCGAGCUGAACCGAGGUGGGACCGUCUCAAAGGCAAGCAAGGUGCAUUGGGUUUAUUUCCCAGCAGCUCCUGGACCGUCAGGCAGGAGUCCAGGGAAAUUCGGUGGUCCUGAAUCUGGACCCUCUUAUUUCAAAUACCACCAAAGUUAUGGGGCCAAGUUUUCUCUUACAAUGUAGCCCAAGUUUCAGCGGAAACUCCAGCUCUGCUCCUUUCCAUUCCCCGGUCCUCCCCUCCAAAGCGGCAUCGCUCCAGUGCUCCUCUCCUGCCUCAUGAAAGCCCGGGUUUUCUGGAUUUACGACGCGAGAGCCGGAGGUCGCCUGAGCGGUGACACACCCCACUGCAUCCCCUGUAGCCCGGCGCGGGCAGGAGAUCCCGGGCCUGAGAGCCGCAAAGCCUCGGUUUGGAGUCCCCUUCCCCCACCCGCGCUCCUUCAGCGCCGGGGGUCGAACCGCGACGAGAAUCUGCGUCCCCACGCUCGACUGACCGGCGCCGACCGCUGGUCCGUGCGCCCCGCCCUCCGGGCGCCCGGAGCCCGAGGCGCCUCACCUGGCACGUAGAUCUCGCCGCGCUCUUCGUCCGGGAGCUCGCUCCAGUUCCUCUUGCACGUGGAGACGCAUGGCUUCUUCACCAGGAACGCGCGGGGCAUCUUUAGUUCCUCCUGGCCCGGCGCGGUUCGCUCCGAGAAGUGGAUGACUGACCAUGGGGCCCCUAGGUCGAGAAGCCUGGGCCCAGCGCCUGGGGGCCUUCCGAGCCAGCCCAUCCGCCUUUCUGGCAGGUGCCGAAGGUGAGGAUUUGGGUCGCGACCUGUUGAGUGACCUAAGGAGUGAAAAGCUAAGCGAGCAGACCAAGGUUUCCUUACUGACACUGAGCUUGGAGUACUCUGAUAAACUUUGGCCUGAUGCACCUGCCGCGGAGGCUGCUGCUACUUCCCUGUUGGACACGCUUGUCCUCCUGCCCACAAGACCUUCGGCUCUUCGGAGGCUCCUGUUGUUGGCAGCCACUACAGCCCUGGUGUCAGGAGAUGCUCUCGGACCCACUUCGGGAGCUUCCUGCCGGCUUCUGCCCUUACUUCUUGGCUUAGCUUCAGGCCGAGACUUGGGACGAAGCUUUGGAACCCCUUCAGAACAGCGCCAUCUACAGGCUACAGCCUGUGAAUGCCUUGGAGAACUUGAGCGCUGUAAGCCUGGGCUGCUGGCCCGCGCCCUGGGGAUGCUGCGGAGCCUCCCAGGGCAAACAGGUCCCAUCCAGCCUGUCAGCCUGCUUCUGGCCCUUGUUCUGCACGACACCUUGGUGGUACAGUCCAGGUCUGGGGCUGGCCUGCAAGGCCUGCUGGUAGCUGAGGACUUUUCCACUGGGAGUUGUCCCUGGGACUGGACCCUGGCUGAGGAAUGGGAUGCCCAUCUUAAGCCCCAGGGGCCCAGCUGGCCCACAGCUGGGGAGGAGGAGCGUGGCUUUCCGGUUCUAGAGCCCAGCCCCGAGGAUGCCCGAGAGCUGAAGGCUGCCGUGGCCCAACUUCUGGACACUUCCUAUUUGCUCACUCCUGUGGCUCAGGCUCAACUUCUGUGGCUGUUGGGCUGGGCCCUCCGGGGUCUUCGGGGACAGCCACCCGUGCUUUUCAAGCCACAGCUGGUUCGACUGCUGGGCACGGCACAGCUGACACUGUUACACUCAGUUCUGUCUCUGAAGGCGGCCUUUGGCGAGGCCCUGUUCACUGCGCAGGAUGAAGCUCUGCUCCUCCGUAGGCUCACCUUGGGAGCCCAGCACCCAGCCUUACCCUCGCCCACACACCUCUUUUACCUGCAUUGCAUCCUGAGCUUCCCCGAGAAUUGUCCACUAGGUCCAGAGGGGGAAGAGGCUGCCCCACUGCUGUUGGGGCCUCAGCUAUGCCGGGGCCUCAUGCCCAGUCUCCUUCAUGACCCAAUGGUUCUCCUGGCCCGCCUGCAUUUGCUGUGUCUGCUCUGUGCUGAUGAUGAGGAAGAGGAGAAAUGCCAGCCUCAGGGCCCACAGUGGUUCCUACAGGAGCUGCUGGCUGGGCUACAGCAAAGGGCAGCCCUGGAUGGUGGUCCCCGGGCCUUGGCCACUCUCUGUUUCCAAGCCUCAUACCUUGUUACUAACUGCCUGACUAGACACCCCACAGUACAGACAUCUUUGAUCCGUGGACUGGCCCAACUGUACCGAGCUCGGCCUUCCCUGGCACCCCACUUUGUGGACCUCUUAGAUCAGGUAAGCCCUAAGCUGAGAGAGCCCCUCAGGGAGGUGCUGCUUCAAGAGGCGGUGGCCAGGCCGGGCGAGAGCGAAGCCCUUUGCUGGCACCUGCAGAUGCUGGCAAAGGUGGCAGAGGGGGCCACUCAGAGUACCAUGCUCAGCUUUCUACAGGCUGCAGCUGUACACUGCACCGACUGGGGCCUCCACCAGGCCCUACUGCGGGUGUGCCGUGCUCUGCUGCGGACGGGCGGGGGAGAUGGUCUGGCUGACUUGCUGCAGGAACUGGCCAGACAGCUAGAGAAUGCUGAUGGACGGGACCAUGCCCGACUAUACUAUGUCCUCUUGUCCCAUCUGUCAAGUUCCAAGUUGGGGAUGGCGCUGGGCCCCUCACUGGCUGCACCUGCACUGGCCUCGUCACUAAUGGCGGAGAACCAGGGCUUCGCGUCAGCACUGAUGGUGCAGGAGACCUCAGCCCCAAUUCAGUUGAGUGUGGGGCCUCAGCAGGCCAAAGGCCCACUCCCCGUGCUGCAUCUGCAGGUGCAGGCGCUGGAUGCUCCCGUCUACUCGCUGGAGCUGCGCUUCCGUGUGGAAGGACAGCUCUAUGAGCCGUUGGAGGCUGUCCACAUACCCUGCUUGCGUCCGGGACAACUUGCGCAUCCUCUGUACCUGCCUCUGCAGCCCCGAUGCCCAGCCCCUGCCCGCCUACACGUCCAGGCCCUUUACAGCACAUCUGCUGGCCUCACGUGCCAUGCCCGCCUGCCACCCCUGUCUGUGACCUUUGCUGACCUCUUCCUGCCUUUCCCCCGGCUCCAUAAGGGCUCUGAGUUGCAUUUCUUCGAUGAGCUCUGGAACUCCUGUCUACCAAAGGGCGUAGAGAGCCGUGUGUGGUGUCCACUUGGGCCGCAGGGCCUGGAGGCCUUGGUGUCUCAGCACCUAGAGCCCUUUGUAGUGCUGGCUCAGCCCCCUACCACCUACCUCAUAGCCAUCCGCCUGCCUCCUGCCUCCAUGCUGCUGCUGCGCCUGGAGAAAGCUCAGGUGGAUGGUGUGCCUGUAGCCCUAAGGACUGAUGACUGGGCUGUGCUGCCCCUGGUAGGGGACUACCUUCGAGGGCUUGCAGCCCACUGAGUAAUGCCAGGUGGGACUGCACUGUGGCUGUGCCUGCUUCUUGUAGCUCCUGCCCCAUAAAAUCCCAUUCACAGACUACUCCUCCUGGCCUGUUUUCUUUUGGACCCUUGUUAGGAGCAGACUUACUGGGAUUGGGUCACGAGCCCCCCAGGAAGACCCAGACUAACCCAGUACUGCGGCCUCCAUAAUUCCUGCUCGGAUAGUCUGAAAAAUAUGUUUCUCACAGGAUCUGAUCUGGCCCAAGAUCACUGUGCAACUUCUCAUGACAGCUGGAGCUUGAGGUUGGACCUCUCACCUCUGCCCCAGCUGAACUCAGAUCGUAAGGUAGCAGCCUGGAUAGGGGUGACUAGAGAGCCUUUUCUUGGGUAGAGCUGGCUGGACCUAACUGUACAGGGUGUGCCAGUAAGGUUUGGUUCUGAGCAGAUGGUGGGCCUGCAUGAUCUGGUUCAAAACAAACAACAACCCCCAAACUUAGCUUUUAAUAGCAACCCUUAGGAAACCCAAUC